Xenopus laevis (African clawed frog) is the source of this 297-nucleotide messenger RNA. The record is from the annotation of a RefSeq genome assembly. NCBI's taxonomy places the organism in Eukaryota, Metazoa, Chordata, Amphibia, Anura, Pipidae.
AUGACACUUAUCCACUUUAGCUUUUGCUCAGCUUUUAUUUUAGGAUUAACAGGAUUAGCCUUAAACCGCUCUCCUAUCCUAUCGAUCCUAUUAUGCUUAGAGGGAAUACUACUAAUAUCUAUAGAUGGUAUCGUGCUUACACCACUUCAUUUAACUAUCUAUCUCUCAUCCAUAAUACUAUACAUUAUACUACCUUUUGCAGCACCUGAAGCCGCAACUGGACUAAGCCUUAAUAGUGACCACUACACGACUCAUGGAACAGAUAAAUUAUUUAGCCUAAACCUCCUAGAAUGUUAA